This is a messenger RNA of Sapajus apella (tufted capuchin), 7014 nucleotides long. It is a transcript of the gene CNR1, whose product is annotated as cannabinoid receptor 1. Gene Ontology annotation, cellular component: membrane. Gene Ontology annotation, molecular function: cannabinoid receptor activity. The transcript has 2 exons. NCBI's taxonomy places the organism in Eukaryota, Metazoa, Chordata, Mammalia, Primates, Cebidae. Gene Ontology annotation, biological process: G protein-coupled receptor signaling pathway. Bases 1594 to 3012 code for a protein of 472 amino acids. The record is from RefSeq and is a predicted model, not a curated record.
CCCGGCAGAGUUGCGUUUGGAAAUACUUUGCCGCCUCCCGCCCCCUCGGGUAUGACCAAUGUGGUCCCCAAGUGUCCUUCGUGGAGUUCUUAUUCCGUGUGAGCGAAUCGUGCGUCGGUGUUUACUUAGCUGUAUGGCCCCAGCCUGUUAACUAUGAUCUGUGCUACUUCUGGAGAUUUCUACCAUUUACUAGUUAUUGAAUGUCUGUGCACCUGGCUUUGUAUGCACUGAUGUCUGUUUGUAGAAAAUGUGUAAUUGUGCAUGUUUGAAAAACGGGCGCUUGAGUUGGUGCUGAAUGCCUAGCAAGUGGUCUUCCCAGGGAAUUACAUCGAUCUCUGCUGCCAACCUAGACACUGACUAAUGUAAAAUAGUAAAUGUCAUAUAAAGAGAUGAAUGUCAAGUAAUAAACUUUUGAUAUAGAAAAAGCUACGGGGAACCACUUCUCUCUGAGGAAAAACAAAUGUCCAUGUAACUGAUACCUAAAAUUGAGUGUUGAUGGAGUCAUUUAACUCAGAAAUAGCCGUUAGAUGACUAAAAUUAAUGUUGCAUUUUUAAAAGACAUUUCUUGUUAAGGCUUACAAAUCAUAAACGAAUCACCUCCCAGAUACAAAUACGUUUGCUGUAAUAGAUGUGAGAAACUGUCAUUUGGUCAUUUGAAAGUUUAAAAGCAACAUGCAUGUUUCUAAUUUUAAUAGAUUGUCUCUCAGAUGUAAAAUUGAACAGAUGAGAAAAACAAAAAAAAAAAUGUUUAGUAACAUAUUAAUCAUUUUGCCUCCCAUCUUUUUUUAUUUUCCUCCAAGUAAGUGCUAUUCUUGCCUUUGUUGUUGAUUUCUUGAUAUAUUAAGCCUCCUUGGGCAUGUAAUCCAAUAAGAUUAGAACAGAUUUACUGGUUUUAACAGUGUUAAAAGAUAUCUCUAUGGGUCCCAUAACUUCUCCUCAUUUUUAUUACCAAGCUAAUAUCUUUUGAACAAUGGGGGAAAUGCAAUUUCUUAGAGGUAACUCAGUGGACACUGAGUAUUAGUGGGGUCACCAUUGACAUCAAUCUAUUUUGCAGAAUAUUGAGAAGCUCAGAGCAACCAACCUUUAAGGUUCCCAUAGGACUUUAUCUGAUUUAAAGUGUUGCUUUUCUAAUCCUACACUACUGACAGUUUGCAAGGGAAGAUAUACUGAUUGAUUUUUCUCUGUCCCUUUUUUCCCUGGUACUCCUCCCCCUCCCUCACUCUCUAACUCACUUAAGAGCAAUUUUAUAAAAAUAAAAGGCCUGUAUCGUUUUUAAGUGAGACAGAUUAUUUUCUGAUUAUCUCCAUAUAUGAACAGAAGACAUGCACCUUCAGAAUUUUAAUCAUUGCAUUCUACAGGCAUUUAUUUGUAGGCACAAUGGCAGUUACCAUAGUUGGGCAAGAGUCUUGAUAUUGGACAUGGUUUUAAGAAACUAAUCCAUUUGAGGUUAUCAGGAGAACUUACUGUAAACCGACUCUUUUUGUUUCAAAGAUGUCUCCCACUCCAAGGCUAGGCGUGCACUUGGCUGAGGAUUGCCCCCUGUGGGUCACUUUCUCAGUCAUUUUGAGUUCAGCCUAAUAAAAGACUGAGGUUAUGAAGUCGAUCCUAGAUGGCCUUGCAGAUACCACCUUUCGCACCAUCACCACAGACCUCCUCUACGUGGGCUCCAAUGACAUUCAGUACGAAGACACCAAAGGUGACAUGGCAUCCAAGUUAGGAUACUUCCCACAGAAAUUCCCUUUAACUUCCUUUAGAGGAAGUCCCUUCCAAGAGAAGAUGACUGCGGGAGACAACCCCCAGCUAGUCCCAGCAGACCAGGUGAACAUUACAGAAUUUUACAACAAGUCUCUGUCGUCCUUCAAGGAGAAUGAGGAGAACAUCCAGUGUGGGGAGAACUUCAUGGACAUAGAGUGCUUCAUGGUCCUGAACCCCAGCCAGCAGCUGGCCAUCGCAGUCCUGUCCCUCACACUGGGCACCUUCACGGUCCUGGAGAACCUCCUGGUGCUGUGCGUCAUCCUCCACUCCCGCAGCCUCCGCUGUAGGCCCUCUUACCACUUCAUCGGCAGCCUGGCGGUGGCAGACCUCCUGGGCAGCGUCAUUUUUGUCUACAGCUUCAUUGACUUCCACGUGUUCCACCGCAAAGAUAGCCGCAACGUGUUUCUGUUCAAACUGGGUGGGGUCACGGCCUCCUUCACUGCCUCCGUGGGCAGCCUGUUCCUCACGGCCAUCGACAGGUACAUAUCCAUUCACAGGCCCCUGGCGUAUAAGAGGAUCGUCACCAGGCCCAAGGCCGUGGUGGCAUUUUGCCUGAUGUGGACCAUAGCCAUUGUGAUCGCCGUGCUGCCUCUCCUGGGCUGGAACUGUGAGAAACUGCAAUCUGUAUGCUCAGACAUUUUCCCACACAUUGAUGAAACCUACCUGAUGUUCUGGAUCGGGGUCACCAGCGUGCUGCUUCUGUUCAUCGUGUAUGCAUAUAUGUAUAUCCUCUGGAAGGCUCACAGCCACGCAGUCCGCAUGAUUCAGCGUGGCACCCAGAAGAGCAUCAUCAUCCACACGUCCGAGGACGGCAAGGUACAGGUGACCCGGCCGGACCAAGCCCGCAUGGACAUUAGGUUAGCCAAAACCCUGGUCCUGAUCCUGGUGGUGUUGAUCAUCUGCUGGGGCCCUCUGCUUGCGAUCAUGGUGUAUGAUGUCUUUGGGAAGAUGAACAAGCUCAUUAAGACAGUGUUUGCAUUCUGCAGUAUGCUCUGCCUGCUGAAUUCCACCGUGAACCCCAUCAUCUAUGCUCUGAGGAGUAAGGACCUGCGACACGCUUUCCGGAGCAUGUUUCCCUCUUGUGAAGGCACUGCACAGCCUCUGGAUAACAGCAUGGGGGACUCAGACUGCCUGCACAAACACGCAAACAACGCAGCCAGUGUUCACAGGGCUGCAGAGAGCUGCAUCAAGAGCACGGUCAAGAUUGCCAAGGUAACCAUGUCUGUGUCUACAGACACGUCUGCCGAGGCUCUGUGAGACUGAUGCCUCUCUGGCAGCACAGGAAAAGAAUUUUUUUUUUUUUAAGCUCAAAAUCUAGAAGAGUCUGUUGUCUCCUCGGUUAUAUUUUUUUAAUUUUACCAUGCUGAGUGAAAAGGUGAUUGUCACCAUGAUCACUUAUCAGUUUGCUAAUAUUUCCGUAGUUUAGGUACUCAAACUCCAUUCUCCAGGGGUUUGCAGUGAAGAAAGCCUGUUGCUUAAGUGACUGAACGAUCCUUCAAAGUCUCAGUGAAAUAGGAGGGAAACCUUUGGCUACACAAUUGGAAGUCUAAGUACCCAUUGAAAAAUGCCAUCAAAUGAGUAAUGCCUUUGUAACCACAACUUUCAUUAUAAUGUGAAAUGUGACUGUCCAUAGUAUCAGAGAUGUCCAUUUUUACAACCAUUAUAAUACUAAAGUAGAGAUAUUUUGUAAAGUGUAUUAUGUCCUGUGAGAUGUGUAUCAGUGUUUACUACGUGUUAUUAAUAUUUGUUUAGUUCAGCAAGACUGAAAGGUAGACUUUUAUGAGAACAAUGGACAAGCAGUGGAUAUAUGCCAAUGAGAACACUUUUUUUUCUACAUUAUUCCCUGUGAUACAACUUUAGAAAUAAACCUUAAUAUUUCUUCAAAUAUCUCUAUUUAAUUUUGACACUGAAAUAACCAUAAAUAUUUAUUUUUCUGUUACCUCGACAAGAAGAAUUUGAAGACUUCAAAGUAUUGAGCAGAAUUCACUCAUACUUAAAAAUUUAUUAGUUCUGCAUUUUCAUAGGAAGAUACUUAUUAUCUUCUGGACUAUAGCUGUUCUAAUGGAUUAUAAUCAGAACGGAAGAGAGAAAACAUAUUGACUUUUUUGAGUGACAUCUCUGACUUUCUUUAGUCUUUAGCUAUUACUGGAUCUCUUAAGACAGCAUGUGUUAAUGUAUAUUGUUAUCACUGUGCAGUUGCUGUUUACUUGAAUAGUAUUGUGUUCCUAUAUUCCAGGUUUAAGUAGAUUUCAUGCCUGGGUGGCCAAACAACAGUCAUUUUUUUUUAAUUGAAAAGAAGUAUUGUCUGGAUCAGUAAAAUUAUACUGUGUGUGAGUGUGAAUAUAAAUGUGUGUGUGUUUCUCUUCCGUAACUGUUACAGUAAUGUUAUAAAGUGAGAAAACUGUGACCCAGUAUAAACUGUUGCCACUUGCUGCACUCUUGCACAUGAAUUCAGUUCUAAAAUGGAGUUCUUCCUGGAACCUUGUUGAUAAAAAUACUCACUAUAACCAUUCAAAAAAUUCACCCCAUCCCUGCUUAAGAGAUUGGAUCAAGUAUUACUAAAUUGACCUUUAGCUAUUAAAUAAGACCAGUGUUUAACAAGAAAUAAUGACAGAUAUCCAAGUAAAGCCUGCAUUUAUAGUGUUAUUAUCAGGAAAAGAGAAUACUUUGGUUUCUGAGUGCCUGAUAUUGAGCAAGGUGUUAGUCACUAAAAGGAAGAUAGUUCUCCAAAAAAAAAAAAAAAGUAAAAUUUUUCAAUUGUGUGUGUAGGUAGUGUGCACUAUAUACAUCAUGUUUAAGUAGGACUGUCACACGCAGCCCAUGUGGCUAAAAAGGCUGAGUCAGACAGUAGAUGAGACACAAAACAGCAGUGAGGAGCCAACACACUUGGAAUUGAGGUCUAGAUAUGCUUCUUCUGUGCUUUGCCCACAUGCCUUUGGUGACAGCCGAGCACCCAGCUUUGUCUUGGUAUGUUUGGGCUAAGGAACAGACCUCUCCUUUGCUCAUGGUCAGCAAGAUAUACUAAAGCAUGAAGAUAAACACAGCUUCUUUCUUAUACCCCAGUCUCAUACUCCUUAAUGAUGCAAUGGGUGCUCAUUGUUGGGCCUUUUUCUAGUAAGGAAUGAUAUUGCUGAAGAAGCUACUCAACCCUGAUAACUUUUAUUUAUAAUCUCUUCUUAUACAGAUAAAGCAUGACUCCUGCAAGGCCCCAAUGUCUACAUAGUGUGAAGUAGAGAGCUGGCAUCUAUCUGGUGAUUUCCAGCUCUCAAGAUACCCAAGCAGCCUGAUGGGGUAGUUCCCCUUCUUGCAGUUCACUCUCUAAGGCAGGAUGUGGCCUGUGAGUUACUUUGCAUUGCCUGUCUGCACACUUUGAAUCUGUCUGCUGGUUCCCUUAUUUUACCUCUCUGUGAUGUGCGGAUGAGGGCUCAGGGUGCUAGAGGAUUAAUAAGAUCUCUUUCAAAGGAGAGAUUAUUUACAAGUUUCCAUUUAAGAUUGCCAGUCUUUUGUCCUGCCUCAUCUGGAAUAUUAAUCCACACGUUUCAGAGCUCACCAGGCAGUACCAAUGUUCUUUUCACAGCUAUGAAGAGCUAGUAGAGGUGAAAUUUCUUGUUAUGGUAUAAAAAUUUUAGGAUUCACUUUUGAAACUGCAUUUGUGCAUAUGCAAUGUAGAUUUUAUAGUGUGUUGUGCUUUCAAGAUCUAAAUCAUAUAUAAUCAAUUAAGGGACAAUGGGGCUGACAGCACUAAACUUGGUGCUUAUUGAUAUUCUAAAAAAUAUCUGUGAAAUCUCAUCACGUAUGUGUUACACAAUCUUCAUUUAAAAACAUUUAAAACUAGUUGGAUUCACUUUGACAUUUUUCAUAUCAUUUAUUAACCCAAGUGACGAAAAUGUUGUCCCCAAUGAAUAUAUUCAUUAGAAUUACCAUUCGUUAGUAUCACUCAUUAAUUAGCCCCAUAAUUAGAUCCAUUAAUUUAAAUAUGAUUUAAAUUUAAGUAAAUUUUAUAACGUCUGACAUCAGAGGUAUCUUACUUUUCUCUGAGGAUAACGUAUUUGCCCUGACCAUGAAUUUUCUUAUCACACAUAUCCUCAGAAAGGGCCAAAUUCCCAACCUGCUCGUUUUUUUUUUUUUUUUGACUCAUGAUGAAUAAGUCCUAGAAUGUUUCAUUUGGACAAGUAGGGCUGCCUCCAAGAAGAACCUCUGAUGUAUCAUUUCUUAUGAAAUAUAUGUGAAAGAAUAUGGAUCUGGAAGAUGCUGUAGACAUCUGCCCUACACUUGAGAUGAUUCCCAAGGCUCUCUGGCACUUUUGAGUUCGGUCUGUCUGGUAUGAAAUGCCAAGGACCUUUUGCUGCCUAAACCCACUCUGCAGGAAAUCAGCCCAACCACUAGAUGAGAAUUAGGCCCUGAAUGAGUAGUGCUCUAGUUACUGUCCUGUUGAUUGAUUUCUGCCAUUUCAUGUCCAUAAAAAAGACCACCAAUAUCAUGCACACAAUUAGAUUUCUCACACUCCAACUGUAUAUUUGUAUAAUAUUUUAAAAUCUCCUAAAUGCUGGGCAAUGGCUGUUAACAAUUAAUUGCCUUGCACUGGCCUGAUGAAAUGUUAACAAUGCCUACUGUAAUAUAGAAAAAAACAUUCUAUCUACUGAUUUGGGCUGAAUGUGUGUAAAUAGGUUUCUAAAAAGUCAGAUGUUUAAGCAGUGGCCUACAAAUCAGUAAUUUUCAGGUGGGAGAGUUUCUUUACAUUGCUGUGGCAUCUUGAAAGCUAUCUUCAUGUAAAUUGACUGUACUAAGCCCACUGGGGAUCAGAGUUCCCAAGAAAGGAAACCUUUUCUUGUAAUAAUACAAAUCAAGAUACCAGAUUAUCUGGAUUCUUAUUUCCAGUGUUUCAAGUGGAAAACAUGACUCUUUAUUGUCUGUAAAUCUAACAUUAUUACUUUUCCUCUUAGAAGAAUAUUGUAUUGUUAGAUGUUUGUUGAGCCAGUAACAUCGUUGCAACCGCUGCAAUAUCUUCGUUAGUAAUCUGUAUAAUACUUUGUAUACAAGUACUGGUAAGAUUGUUAUUAAAUGUAGCUUCAGUCAUUAAAUUACUAUAGCAAAAUAGUACUUCUGUAAUAUUUACAAUGUAUUAAGCCCACAGUAUAUUUUAUUUCAAUGAUGUAAUUAAACUGUUACUUAUUCAAAGAUAAAACAUCUCAUCAUGUCUAUUGUCCAAAGUUACCUGGAAUCAAAUAAAAAUUCUAGAUUGCCAUGAAGAACACAAAA